UAACAUUUGAUUGUAAAUAAGACGAUUUAACGUUUGUUUAAAAGAAGCGGAUAAACGUUGAUCAGCUUCCAUAAUUAGUAUGGUUCUACCCAGUUCGAGUUGCUUUCAUUUGUAAAUUAAUUUACUCUUGUAAACAUUGUAUUAUACUCUUGUAAAUAUGUCUAAAUCGGUGAAUGAAGUUUAUAACGGUCAUAAUGGUCACUCGAAGAAACCAUUAAUUCCUUACAGAUACUUUAUCAUGACAAUGAUCACAAUAGCUACAGUGAUUGUAUUUUUCACUCGAAGUAUAAUAAACGUUGCCAUACUUGCCAUGGUCGAGUCAGGUGAGAAGCAAAACAACGCAACAGUGCAAAUGAGGAGUAAAAGUAACUUCAAUUGGGACCAGCGAGACCAAGGAUACAUUCUUGGUGCUUAUUAUUACACUUAUACUGCCAUCCAAAUAGGCGCUGGUUCAUUGACUGACAAGUUUAAUGCUGUCCAUGUAUUUGCUGGUGCUCAAGUAAUAGCCACAAUAUGCACUUUAAUUACACCGAUAGCAGCCAAGAUGGGCAUGUAUUACUUGAUCGGAGUUCGUAUGGUUUUGGGUUUGAUUCAUGGUACGACAUUUCCCACCAUGUACAUUCUUAUUGCUAAAUGGUUCCUACCAGGUGAGGUUGGACUCGCUCUUGGUUUAAUGGCUGCUGGAAGUGAUGUUGGUAGUGCUAUUGUCAUGUCGGUCACUGCUUGGAUAAGUACUCUUGGUUUAUGGGGAGGAUGGCCAGCAGCCUUUUACUUGGUCGGUCUUUGCAAUCUAAUCUUUCUCCUUGCUUGGAUAUUUACGGUAACAGUUGAACCACAAACAAAUAAAUUUGUCUCCGAAUACGAGAAGAACCAAUUGGCCUCAAUAACAACGGGAAAAUCGACUAAAAAAGUUUUGAAAAAGAAAUCAACUCCAUGGAUAAAAUUUCUUACAUCUCUACCUCUCUGGUCUGUUAUCAUUGCCAGAGGUUUUAUGGGAUUAGCUUAUUCACUAAUCUACAGUAAAAUCCCCGUCUAUCUAGCUUCUGUCCUUGGCUACGAUAUCAAGCAUAAUGGAGCAAUUAAUGCAAUGUUUUACAUUGCUGCCAGUGUGUCUCAAAUAACCAUUGCGCCAUUAGCAGGACAUAUUGUCAAUAAAGGCUGGCUUCGUAUUACAUUAACCAGAAAAAUAUUUGAAACCAUUGCUUUCUGUGGCAUUAUCAUCAACCUAAUAGGAGUUUGUUACCUGGAAAAUCAUCAUGCAAUUAUUUUCUGUUUAGUUAUGUCAAUGUUUUUCUAUGGAUUUCAUUUCGGUGGCGAUGCUUCCAUUAUACCUGAAAUGGCUCCAGCCUUUAUUGGCACAACUUACGGGUUUGCCAAUACAUUAGGAUGUGCCGCUGGUUUCAUUACACCGGUCUUUGUUGGAACCAUUCUAGGAAAUGAUGCUUCUUCACAACAUAAAUGGGCAAUUAUAUUUCAAAUAACUAUUGGUCUUCAAGUUGUUUCCAUGAUAUUAUUCAAUUUAUUUGCUACUGCUGAGCCACUCUCUUGGGCUGAUUAUGAUGAAGAUGAUGAACAACAACCACAAUCGGUUGAAACAAUCAGUGAAAAUGUGCAAAGAAAAUUAUCAAUUAUCGCUUAUUAAUUAAUCAAUGAAUCAACCUCCAUACCAAUAACGGACUUGAUAUCAUAUAUUUACAUUCCUUGUUUGGCCUGUUUUGACUUAAUCAUUUCAACUGUAAACGGCUAAACAUUUCGUAUCGCAUAUUGAUCUAAAAUUUAAUUUGAAUACCACAAAUGACUAAUUUCACUCCCAUUGAAGCAGCCAAAACCUGUUGAAUAGAAACGCUUACAAAGAGGGAAUCAAAUGUGGGCUCAAAAUGACCUUUCGAAUCGAUGGGUAGUCUUUUAUGCUAUUAUCUAGACUACUAUUGAUGAUUAUACACACAACGUUCAUGUUUUAUUGACUAAAUGAUUAAAAUAUGUAAAACUGUGAAAGCGCUUAACCUUUAACUGUGAAGUCUGACUUAUGUUCAUUUAGUUGAAUCAAUGAUGAGUAGUUUGCUUUUUGUAAUUUACAAUUAAUAUGCAAAAAUGUAUUUAAAUUGUUGUCUUUGACGCAUCUUAUGCUUCCAGAAAUGGAUGAUAAUGAUUACCCAAAAACCAAAAUAUGGUUAUGUUAACCUAAUAUGGUUUGUUAUUGAAUAAAGUCAAGUUUAACUGGAUUAA
Messenger RNA from Tetranychus urticae (two-spotted spider mite), 2226 nucleotides. RefSeq names its product putative transporter slc-17.2. Gene Ontology annotation, cellular component: membrane. NCBI's taxonomy places the organism in Eukaryota, Metazoa, Arthropoda, Arachnida, Trombidiformes, Tetranychidae. Gene Ontology annotation, molecular function: transmembrane transporter activity. Gene Ontology annotation, biological process: monoatomic anion transport; transmembrane transport. The record is from RefSeq and is a predicted model, not a curated record.